AUGAUCGAGGUUGUGUGUAACAACCGUCUGGGCAAAAAAGUCCUUGUUAAGUGCAACAUGGAUGACACCAUUGCGGCCCAGACGGGAACCCGUUGGAACAAGAUCGUGUUGAAGAAGUUGUACACGAUUUUCAAGGACCAUGUGUCUCUGGGGGACUAUGAAAUCCAUGAUGGGAUGAACCUGGAGCUUUAUUAUCAGUAGAGCAAAAUUGCCUGCCCUUCCCGUUC
Molecule: messenger RNA, 227 nt
Organism: Sorex fumeus (smoky shrew)
Lineage: Eukaryota; Metazoa; Chordata; Mammalia; Eulipotyphla; Soricidae
Product: ubiquitin-like protein 5
Exons: 1
Coding region: 1-201 (66 amino acids)
Biological process (GO): protein modification process; mRNA splicing, via spliceosome
Cellular component (GO): cytoplasm; nucleus
Molecular function (GO): protein tag activity
Source: RefSeq, a predicted model, not a curated record